Messenger RNA from Pelagomonas calceolata, 887 nucleotides. The record is from the annotation of a GenBank genome assembly. NCBI's taxonomy places the organism in Eukaryota, Pelagophyceae, Pelagomonadales, Pelagomonadaceae.
CUCCGCGAUUGUUGGGUGUCGCGCGAGCGCCGUCGGGCCGACGAUUGAGCGUUAAAAAAAAAGGUUGCCCAUCAACAAUCAAUUGAGGUCUAGCGGCGUCGCCGCGGCGGGGGAGCUAAGCGCAGGACUCAACACUAGAUCAAGAAUGGGCUGCGCGGCGUCGACGGGCCCCUUGUAUCGCGACGAGCACGACUUCGCGACGACCGCGGCCUACUACGACAAGGAUGAGGAUGUCAAAAAGGACUGGGUUGAAAAUGAACAAUUGGGAGAAGGCAUGUUCGCGCGCGUCGUGAAAGUAACGCGCAAGUCCACGAAUCAACAAUACGCCUGUAAAGUACUCAGAAAGACCACUGUCAUCGAGGACAACGAGAUCAAGCUCGCCCCGAAGGCGUCGGACUUAUUGAGAGAGAUCGAUUGUUUGCGGCGCGUCGGCGGGGCCAAGGGCUGCCUGAAGCUUUGUGGGGUGGUAGAAUCCCCAUCAGAAUUGAGAUUAGUGAUGGAGCUCUGCGCCGGUAGUUUGUUAGAUUACGUCCACGACCUAGACCAAUUCGACGAGCGCUUCGCCGCCUUAUAUGCGUCGCAGCUACUCGAAGCGGUCGCCUAUCAUCUGGUGCGACUCGGCGAACGCGUGCACCUUCCCGACGUCGGGCGCCGGCGGCUGCCCGGAGUUCGGCUCGCAGUACAACGACGAUUCGGCCGGCGACGACCACUCGGGCCACGACCACGACGAGGGCCACAGCUCGGACGGCGCGACCGCCACCGCGCCGGCCGUCCUCGUCGCGGCGCUCGCGGCGCUCGCCUACGCCUAGUCGUCGCGGCGCCCAAGGUUCCUCAUGUCCAUCCCCACCUCCAUAGAUCCGCGUAGGCCCUACGCCUAACGACAGGGA